AUGUACUGUUUUCACUGCCGGGCACUGGACAAGCACAAUCGCCAGGAGAUUGAGGAAAACAGAAGAUAUGUGACUUACAUUGUAAACACAAUUGUGUUUCUUGGACGCCAAGGACUCGCUCUGAGAGGGUCUGACGAAAGCUCAGGUUCUUUUCAGAGGGGGAAUUUUCUAGAGUUGGUCGAUUACACUUCCAAGCUCAGUCCAGAGUUUGCUUCGCUCAAGAAGAAAAUGAGACGCAAUGCCACCUACCUCUCACCUGAGAUCCAGAAUGAGCUCAUCACACUGAUAGCAGAUGAGACUAAAGACACAUCGCACCAGGAGCAGCUUUGUGUCACACUACGCUACCUAAAGGAUGGCAAUGUGGUUGAACGGUUUGUGGGAUUUCAUCCUUUGGAGCAGCUGAAUGCAAGAUUCAUGGCUGAGAAGAUAACCAAAGUGGUCAGCAAAGUCGUUCCUAUGGACAAAUGCGUUGCCCAGGUCUAUGAUGGUGCUGCAGUGAUGAAGGGACAAAAGAAUGGAGUAAAUGCUAUCAUCAGCCAGGACUAUCCGAAGGCAUUGUACUUGCACUGCCAGAGCCAUGUGCUGAAUUUGUGCUUGGUGGGCACGGUGUCUUCUGUUCAAGAAGCAGAAGAUGUUGUGAGCAUGAUGGUGGGAGAAAUGAAGUCCCGCUUCAGCAACAAAACCUUGCAAUUCCUGAGGGGAUUUGGAGCUCUAGAGCCCAUGAUCAUGAGGGAAGGAAGUGAUUUCCUGGCUGAGGCAAGAGUUACACGCAGAGUCAUCAUGAAAAGAUGGCAUGAAGCUUCCAAGACUGAAUUUUCAAUUGACAGUGUGAUGUCUAUUAGCACUGAUCUUGGCGAGAUUUUUCCUUACAUUCUUUCACUUUAUGAACUUGCUUUGACAAUUGGGUGCAGCAGUGCCUCUUGCGAGAGGUCUUUCUCUGCUAUGAAGCGAGUAAAGAGCUACUUGAGGUCUUCAAUGACUGAAGAGAGGCUGCAUGCUCUAUCUGUCAUCAACAUUGAGAAUCAGCUGCCUAUUGAUGCUAAUGCAAUUGUUUUGAAAUUCGCAGCCAAUGAUGGAAACAGGCGACUCCUGUUGUAUUAAGCUUUACAGUUAAAUAUGAUACAGUUGCUUUCUUCUACAGUUCCAUUCUGUUUUUUAUUUCGUGGUAUUCUUGUAACUUUUUCUUAUAGCAAGUUCUAUUCUGUUCAGGUGUUUUUCAUGUUUUCUGUUCCUUUACAAAAAGUUAUUGGUAUAGCUUGAUUUUUAUUAGCAUGACUUGACUGAAUUCAGAAACUGAUCAUUCUAAUCAGCACUCCUUCCCUCAUAGUAGUGACUGUGUUUUCUUAGCAUGUAUAUUACUAAAUCAACCCAAGGUGGACUAUAUUUUUGGCUCAUAUAUUUUUCAUAUUCAUUAUAGCAGUGUAUUUGUUAUUCAUUGUAGUUAUUGAAGUAAAAUACUGAA
Messenger RNA from Syngnathus acus (greater pipefish), 1462 nucleotides. Its product is annotated as zinc finger MYM-type protein 1-like. Gene Ontology annotation, molecular function: protein dimerization activity. The transcript has 4 exons. NCBI's taxonomy places the organism in Eukaryota, Metazoa, Chordata, Actinopteri, Syngnathiformes, Syngnathidae. The coding region runs from base 1 to 1101 and encodes 366 amino acids. The record is from RefSeq and is a predicted model, not a curated record.